CUCCCCCCUUUGCCCCCCAAGCAUCAGGGAGUCUCUGAUCCCCCAUCUCAGCCGUCAGGGAGUGUCUCCCCCUGCGGGAUGUUCUCCAGAAGGAGCCAUGCCGAUGUCAAGAAAUCUACACAGAAAGCUCUGGACCCAAAGAAGGACGUCCUGACCCGCCUCAAGCACCUCAAAGCGCUGCUGGAUAUUGUGGAUGGAACUGACCUGAAGCAAUUUUUUGAGAUCAACUAUUCUCAAAUUUAUUUUAUCUUCUAUGAAAAUUUCGUAACACUGGAAAAUAGCUUGAAACAAAAAGGGAAUAAAUCACAAAGGGAGGAGCUGGACUCCAUUCUGUUUCUUUUUGAAAAAAUAUUACAACUGCUACCUGAGAGGAUAUUUUAUCGAUGGCAUUUCCACAGUAUAGGGUCAGUUUUGAAGAAACUUUUGCACACUGGAAACUCUAUUAAGAUAAGAUGUGAAGGAAUCCGACUAUUUCUUCUUUGGCUUCAAGCACUUCAGACAAACUCCACAGAGGAGCAAGUGUUAAUUUUUGCAUGCCUAGUGCCUGGUUUUCCAGUGAUCAUGUCAUCAAGAGGUCCCUGUACACUGGAUACACUCAUUAGCCCUACUCCUAAUUUGCCUGAUGCAAAGAUUUAUCCUGAAGAAAUAACUCCACUUCUGCCAGCUAUCUCUGGUGAAAAGGUUGCUGAGGACCAAACCUGCUAUUUUCUUCAGAUAUUGUUAAAGUAUAUGGUAAUCCAGGCUGCAAGCUUAGAGUGGAAGAAUAAGGAGAACCAAGACACUGGUUUUAAGUUUCUCUUCGCCUUGUUUAGAAAGUAUUAUCUUCCUCACUUGUUUCCAUCUUUUACAAAACUAACCAACCUCUACAAACCUGUGCUUGAUAUUCCUGACUUGAGGCCAAAACCAGCAUACAUUACUGCAACUCGGAAUAAUGAAAACAUCUACAGCACGAAAAUCCCAUUCAUGGCUGCUCGUGUUGUUUUUAUUAAAUGGCUUGUAACCUUCUUUCUUGAAAAGAAGUACUUCACUUCAGUGCAGAAUACUAAAAAUGGAGGAGAAAUGCUGCCUAAAAUCAUUCAGACUGUUGGUGGUACAACUCAAGAUAAAAACCCCGAGUUGGAAACUAGUGUGCUAUCAGAACAAGAGAAAAAUCAUUCCAAUAGCAGCACUUUGUCUGAUAGGAGACUCAGUAACUCUAGUCUUUGCAGCAUCGAAGAACAACAUCGGACAGUGUAUGAGAUGGUACAGAGAAUUCUGUUGUCCACUCGAGGUUACGUCAAUUUUGUUAAUGAAGUAUUUCGCCAAGCUUUUUUGUUGCCUUCCUCUGAUAUAUCUGCAACACGGAAAGUGGUUAAGGUAUAUAGAAAGUGGAUAUUGCAAGACAAGCCUGUGUUCAUGGAAGAACCAGAUAAACAAGAAAAUAUUCAAGAUAAUGUGUCCAACUUGGAACAUACAGAGACAGAUUGCAAACAUCUUCCCUCUGGUCAUUCUGGACAUAAAAGAUCUUCCAGUUGGGGAAGAACUUACUCCUUCUCUAAUGCUGUUAGCAGAGGAUGUAUACUAGAAGAUGAAGACAAGAAUGUUAAGGCUGGUGCUCAGGCUUCAUUACAGGUGUUUUUGACGAACUCUGCGAAUGUUUUUUUAUUGGAACCAUGUGCUGAAGUCCCUGCUCUCCUGAAGGAACAAGUUGAUGCUUGCAAAGCAGUUUUGAGUAUUUUUAGGCACAUGAUAAUGGAACUUUCAAUGAAUAAAAAGACAUGGGAACAGAUGUUACAAAUACUCCUGCGAAUAACAGAAGGUGUCAUGCAGAAGCCAAAGGAUAACCAAGUAAAGGACAUGUUUGCUCAAAGCUUGGCAGGAUUACUUUUCAGGACUCUUAUUGUGGCUUGGAUCCGAGCAAAUCUGAGUGUUUACAUUUCUCGAGAACUCUGGGAUGAGCUGCUCAGCAUACUGUCUUCCCUUACUGACUGGGAGGAGCUGAUAACUGAAUGGGCCAAUAUCAUGGAUUCUCUAACGGCAGUGUUAGCAAGAAUGGUGUAUGGAGUUGAAAUGACAAACUUACCACUGGAUAAACUAAGUGAGCAAAAGGAAAAAAAACAAAGAGGCAAAGGUGGCAUCUCAGAUCCUCAAAAGGCAACUACAGUGGGACGAUCAUUUUCAUUAAGCUGGAGAAGUCAUCCUGAAGUUGUGGAACCAAUGAGAUUCAGGAGUGCUACUACCUCUGGAGCACCAGGAGUCGAGAAAGCAAGAAACAUAGUCCGACAAAGAGCAACAGAAGUUGAAGAAGCUCAGCAAUCAGAAAAUACAACAGGAGCAGAGUCUAGUGGCCUCUUUGCAGACCAGGACCAACAACUAACUCGAAGCAGUAGCACUUCAGACGUUACAGACCAAUUUAGUUCUGAUUUUUUUCAAGAUAAAAAGACUGAGAGUUCGCAGAAUUUAAAUUGUUCGGAUUCCAAAUCCAUUCAAGACAAGAAGGGAUAUAUGAAGAAAGAAAAUGAAGCCGAACAUGUUUUAAUACGAAGGAGCAGCAGUCCAGCUGAAUUAGAUUUGAAAGCAGACUUGCAGCAGUCACAUGGAAAUCAUAGAGAAAGAGAAAUGAGUGAAAGUGUUAGCAGUGACACGUUCAUUGGCUACAAUAAUGAAGUAGAGAUUACCCUGGUCCCCUGGCAAACAUGUGAAGAAGAACAUGAAGUUAAUAUACCAACAGAUGUUUGUGUAGAUGCAGAUGCUCGUCACUGGCUGCAGCUUAGUCCUUCCGAUGCUGCAAAUUUAACAGACAGUAGCGAGUUCCUUGCUGAUGACUGCAGUAUAAUUGCUGGUGGAAACCUCAUAGGUUGGCAUCCUGAUUCAGCUGCUGUGUUAUGGAGAAGGAUCUUGGGAAUUCUUGGAGAUGUGAACAAUAUCCAAUCUCCUAAAAUUCAUGCCAAAGUUUUUGGGUAUCUCUAUGAACUAUGGUACAAACUGGCAAAGAUAAGGGACAAUCUUGCUAUAAGUUUGGACAACCAGUCUACACCCUCUCCUCCUGUUUUAAUUCCACCUGUCAGAAUAUUUGCAUCAUGGUUGUUCAAGGCAACAACCUUGCCAAAUGAAUAUAAAGAAGGCAAACUUCAAGCAUACAGGUUGAUCUGUGCUAUGAUGACUAGGCGCCAAGAUGUUUUGCCAAAUUCUGAUUUCCUAGUGCAUUUUUAUCUCGUGAUGCACAUUGGCUUAACUAGUGAAGAUCAGGAUAUUUUAAAUACCGUCGUAAAACACUGCCCAUCUUGCUUUUUCUUCUUGGGUUUACCUGGUUUUACAAUGCUGAUAGGAGACUUCAUCACAGCUGCAGCCAGAGUCCUUAGUACAGACAUGUUGGAGGCCCCUCGCUCAGAAGCUCAUACCAUUCUUGGUUCUCUUGUUUGCUUUCCAAAUAUCUACCAAGAAAUCCCUCUAUUACAAUCCAUCCCUGAAGCUGAUGAAAUCAUCACAGGAGCUGCAGAUGUCAAAUGUUACCUCAUAAAUAUUCUAUUGAAGAAUGCCACAGAUGAGCCCAGUGAAGCUGCAAGGUGCAUAGCUGUUUGCUGCCUUGGAGUUUGGAUAUGUGAAGAACUAGUACAGUGCACAAACCAUCCUCAAGUGAAGGAUGCAAUAAAUGUUAUAGGUGUAACACUAAAGUUUUCUAAUAAACUGGUAGCUCAGAUAGCCUGUGAUGUUCUUCAACUGCUAGUUUCUUAUUGGGAAAAGCUUCAGAAGUAUGAAUCCUCUCUAUCCAGGAAAAUUACUGAAAUUCUCGUGGCCACCAUUGCAUUUCUUUUGCCAAGUGCUGAAUACUCCUCUGUAGAAACAGAUAAAAAGUUUAUAGUUUCAUUAUUACUUUGCUUGUUGGAUUGGUGCAUGGCGCUACCAAUGAAAACCUUACUAGAGCCAGUAUCUACUGUUCUGGAAGAUCAACAUUCCUCCAAAGCUCCCUUACUGGAUUACAUAUAUAGGGUGUUGCACUGUUGUGUUUACGGCUCAAGCACAUACACGCAGCAAAGCCAUUACAUAUUGAGCCUUGCAGAUCUCUCAUCUAAUGACUAUGAUCCAUUUUUGCCAUUGGGAAAUGUCAAGAAUUCUGAGCCAGCACAUUCCCAUUCCACCCCAGAUUUGGGAAAUCUGCUCACUGUUGUUGAGGAAAAAAGAAGAAGAAGCUUGGAAUUAAUACCUCUAACUGCACGGAUGGUUAUGACACAUCUAGUAAACCACUUAAGUCACUAUCCCCUCAGUGGAGGACCUGCUAUUCUUCACAGCCUUAUUAGUGAGAAUCAUGACAACUUUUAUGUGGAAUCUUCUGAGCUGUCUUCAGAAGUCUUCAGAAGUCCAAACUUGCAGUUAUUUGUAUUUAAUGACAGUACUCUUAUAUCUUACCUUCAAAUUCCUGCAGAAACGACCGUGGAUACUGAGCCAGCAGGAGCCCUCUCAGAUGUAAGAGUUAUUGUCAGAGAUAUCUCAGGGAAAUAUUCUUGGGAUGGCACGAUAUUAUACGGACCUUUGGAAGGCUGUCUAGCACGUCAGACUGGAAAUAAUUCAUUUAUGGUUUCGGGCAGUCAUGAAGGGCAAUUUGAGGCCCAGACAGACUUUUCUCAAACAGAAGAAGGAGAGGAUGCUCUUGACGAAUUGCUAGAAAAGAUUGGUAACACUAGUCCUGAAUGCCUUUUACAUCCACAGCUAAAAUUAAAUGAGCCAUCACCACCACCAUUUGGUAUGAGCCAUGAUCAAGAGAAUGAGAUCAUAGAAGCCAUAAUAAGGCAGAGUGCCCAAGAAAAAGAGCAUGUACAUAAAUGCAGCUCUGAUUUUGAUAUGAAAGUAGCCAGGGAAGAAGAACCAAGUUCUGCUGAACCACAAGCACCAUUUUAUUUCUGUAGGCUGUUGCUAAACGACUUAGGAAUGAAUUCUUGGGAUAGAAGAAAAAGCUUUCAUCUACUUAAGAAAAAUUCUAAAUUAUUGAGAGAGUUGAAAAAUCUGGACUCCCGGCAAUGCCGUGAAACUCACAAGAUUGCAGUGUUUUACAUUGCAGAAGGACAAGAGGACAAAUGCUCAAUAUUGUCCAAUGCAAGAGGAAGCCAAGCGUAUGAAGAUUUUGUUGCUGGAUUGGGCUGGGAGGUUGAUCUUUCAACACAUUGUGGAUUUAUGGGUGGUCUGCAACGUAAUGGCAGCACAGGACAAACAGCACCGUAUUAUGCUACCUCUACUGUGGAAGUCAUUUUUCAUGUGUCCACAAGAAUGCCGUCAGAUUCAGAUGAUUCACUGACCAAAAAGCUUCGUCACUUGGGAAAUGAUGAGGUUCACAUCGUCUGGUCUGAGCACACCAGGAACUACCGCAGGGGUAUUAUACCAACAGAUUUUGGAGAUGUUUUAAUUAUUAUUUAUCCAAUGAAGAAUCACAUGUUUUUCGUGGAGAUAAUGAAGAAACCAGAGGUCCCAUUUUUUGGUCCUCUCUUUGAUGGAGCAAUAGUGACUGCAAAACUGCUGCCAAGCCUUAUAUGUGCCACAUGCAUUAAUGCCAGCAGAGCUGUGAAAUCUCUCAUACCCCUCUACCAGAGCUUUUAUGAGGAAAGAGCUCUAUAUCUUGAAGCAAUAAUCCAGAAUCACAAAGAAGUAAUGACAUUUGAGGAUUUUGCAGCUCAGGUCUUUUCUCCCUCUCCUAGCUACUCUCUCAGUGGAACUGGUGAGUCUCUAUUAAAAUAUGUAAAGGUCUCAUUACGGUAAUUGAAAAAGGUAAGAGUGACACCUCGAGCAGGCUACAGCACUGGCAUCACGCUAGAUUUACUAACCAGCUUCCUUCCUUCCUUCUGUUGCUAAUAUAAAGCUGAAACAACUCUUGGUUUGUGGGGUCUCUCUCUUGCACUGCAGUCCCACCUCAUCUUCAGGCCGGGUCUCUUUUUCUUCCCCCCAAAACAUGAGUUCCAAGCUCUGUGCUGGAAAAGAGCGACCCUGACUAUGCCCAUCUCUGAGUAGCAGCUCUCAGAGCCCGGCUGCCUGCCCUGUUAGCAUCCCCCUGCAUGUCUGAGAAGCACAUACUUUUUUUUUCUUUC
Molecule: messenger RNA, 6053 nt
Organism: Terrapene triunguis (Three-toed box turtle)
Lineage: Eukaryota; Metazoa; Chordata; Testudines; Emydidae
Gene: RALGAPA2
Product: Ral GTPase activating protein catalytic alpha subunit 2
Exons: 39
Coding region: 79-5727 (1882 amino acids)
Biological process (GO): positive regulation of GTPase activity; regulation of small GTPase mediated signal transduction
Cellular component (GO): nucleus; cytoplasm
Molecular function (GO): GTPase activator activity
Source: RefSeq, a predicted model, not a curated record